AGUCGUGGGCGUGGAAGGCACCAUGAAACAAUGUCACGUUGUGCUUCGUCGUUUGUGUAAAAACGAUGCUGUAUCGAGUUUCUGUUUAAUUGCUCGUGUCCUCUCCCUCCCGUUUGACAAUAAAACCCUAGGGUGGAGAAUAACCCAAAACCUCUGCGAAUCUCUUGCUCUGUGUAUGUUUGUGUGUGAGUAAAACUGAAGAAUAAAAUCGAAAAGAAUAGAAAAAAAAUGGUGAUAGAAAGUUACGUGGUUGUGCACAACAUUGCGAAGAGGCACAACGUGGGCACUCUGGCACGAAGUGCCACCGCAUUUGGUGUGACGGAGCUCAUACUCGUUGGCCGCAGGGACUUCAACGCUUUUGGUAGCCAUGGCUCCACCUCUCACCUCCGAUUCCGCCAUUUCCACUCUCUCCUGGACGCCCGCAAUUUCCUCAAGGAGAAGGAUUGUGAUAUUUGUGGUGUGGAGAUUGCUGAUGGUGCUUUGCCCGUAAAUGAGCAUCCUUUCAAGAAGAGCACGGCUUUCCUUCUCGGCAACGAGGGAACAGGACUAUCUGCCAAAGAAUGUGAGAUGUGCGACUUUUUUGUUUAUAUCCCACAAUAUGGGUGUGGCACAGCCUCAUUAAAUGUUACUGUAGCAGCUUCCAUUGUUUUGCACCAUUUUGGAGUUUGGGCAGGCUUUUCUGAGAGAAUCCGUGAGGGAAAUAAGUUUAUUGUGGCAGAGAGACCUAUGAAACAGGUGAAAUACUGCACAGAAACUGAAGACUCUAUCAUUGAAGAGCGAAAAUCUAGAAAAGAAUAUGCCUCUAAUGGAUUCUUUGAUGAGACGAGAAAUGGAGAUUCAACUUCUAACCUUCUGGAUGCUUUGUUUAGUGAGUAGUAAUUGAACUUGUAUAUGUCAUUUUCUCAACCCUAUAAAACAAAUUGACGUCAUGCAAUUCAUGAGGUGAGAGGUCACGGGUCUUUGUUCCUAAGUGUUGUAAAGGAGCAGCAAGCAGCUUAUACCGUUCAGUGCAGAAAAGAGCCUAUCAUCAGUCAAGGUUUGUGAGUAAACCUAUUUAAAAGGAACUUCAAUGAUAGUGUUAGAACAUUUGCAGGUUAAACUCAGGAGGAUGAACAUUAGCUGUAAUGAAAUGUUGAAAUUGAUUUGACUAUGAGCAUGAAUGUUCAAAUACAGAAUAUUUGCUUGAGCAGCAUUGUUAAA
Hevea brasiliensis (rubber tree) is the source of this 1200-nucleotide messenger RNA. RefSeq lists its product as uncharacterized. The transcript is spliced from 4 exons. The record is from RefSeq and is a predicted model, not a curated record. Gene Ontology annotation, molecular function: RNA binding; RNA methyltransferase activity. Bases 229 to 876 code for a protein of 215 amino acids. Gene Ontology annotation, biological process: RNA processing. NCBI's taxonomy places the organism in Eukaryota, Viridiplantae, Streptophyta, Magnoliopsida, Malpighiales, Euphorbiaceae.